AUGGAUCUGGCCCGGCCAAGUGCCCUUGAAGUUCCGUUCGAUCAAUCGAUCGUGGAACCGCGCGUCACGACAACUCUGCUCACUCCGUGUGGAAGUUUGCGUUCCGUGAAUGCGCAACUGAAAACCGUGACGGCACAACUGGAUGAGAGCAAAGCCAAGGAAAAACUGUUGGAAGAGCUCAAGGUCAGUGGCGAUUUUAUCGAAUGUGCUCCGCCCCGAAAAUCGCGAACAAACAUUUCAGAUUUGUAUUAG
Messenger RNA from Echinostoma caproni, 252 nucleotides. The record is from the annotation of a GenBank genome assembly. NCBI's taxonomy places the organism in Eukaryota, Metazoa, Platyhelminthes, Trematoda, Plagiorchiida, Echinostomatidae.